This is a messenger RNA of Lolium rigidum, 1646 nucleotides long. Its product is annotated as UPF0481 protein At3g47200-like. The record is from RefSeq and is a predicted model, not a curated record. Bases 179 to 1504 code for a protein of 441 amino acids. NCBI's taxonomy places the organism in Eukaryota, Viridiplantae, Streptophyta, Magnoliopsida, Poales, Poaceae. The transcript has 2 exons.
GAAAAUCUUCCUUUCCGGCCUGGGGAUUCGUUGCUUCUUAGAGUUGAAAGCAAAAUGGCACAUAUACCUUCCCACUCGCCAGCGCUCUUUCAUCGCUGUCUGUAUUUAUUCAUCACAUCCAUCACCCCCCGUGGUUCAUGUAUGCAGGAAGAGAAGAGAGUUAAGCGAAAAUCUCAAAAUGAAAGGCGGCAGCGUGGAGGAUGAUGCAUGGUACCUGGAUAUGGAGGAUAGGCUUGACAAGCCGUUGGCGGAGACCGAGCAGGCGCGGUGGAUGGCGCGCUGCAUCUACCGGGUUCCGGCGUGCGUCAAGGACAUCAAAAGCAAAGCGUACACACCACAGGUGGUUUCCCUGGGUCCCUUCCACCACGGUGACCCCGACCUGCUCUCUAUGGAGGAGCACAAGCGCCGGGCAGUCCGGCACGUCCUACGUCGAGCCGGCAUAAGGGCAAAAGAGUUGGUCGCGGCCGUAGCGGAGGUGGCGGAGCAUCUGAAGUGCUCGUACAUGGAUCUCGGCGUCGAGUGGAGGGACCGCAACCGCUUCUUGGAGUUGAUGGUCGUCGACGGGUGCUUCCUGCUCGAGGUGAUGAGGACGGACGCCGGGAAUCAAGUAGUAGGAGACUACGCUCCCAAUGAUCCCAUCUUCAGCCGGCAUGGACUGCUCUAUACUGUCCCCAAAAUCCGGAGAGACAUGCUCAUGAUCGAGAACCAGUUGCCGCUUCUCGUGCUUCAGAGGAUCACUACCGUUGAGGGUGUAAAUUCUUCGAGCGACGCCUUCAUCAACUCGAUGGUGCUUAGGUUCCUGGCCCAGUCUUCUCCGAUGCGGCCGACCGAAGGAGGCCUGUGGCUCCACCCCCUCGACGUCCUGCGCAGGAGCAUGGUCUUUGGACCGUACCAUGUCACCUACCGCAACCGGAGCCAUGAAGACGCACAGGAAAGUGACGUGAUCGGGUCGGCUAGGGAGCUCUACGAGGCUGGGAUCCAUUUCAAAAAAAGCAACACGAACUACCUCGACGAUAUCAGCUUCGUGCACGGCGUGCUGAGCCUGCCGCAGGUGUGCGUGGACGACUCCACUGAGUACAUGCUCCUCAACAUGAUGGCGUUCGAGCGGUUGCAUGUCGGCGCCGGUCACGGCGUGACGGCGUUCGUGGCCUUCCUGGACAACCUCAUUGACAAGGCUAAUGACGUGGCGCUGCUGAAGUCCAAAGGGAUCAUCCAGGACGCAAUCGGCAGCGACGCCGCGGUGGCCAAACUGUUCAACAGCAUCUCGAGGGACACCGUGAUCGAGCCCGGCAGCGCGUUCGACGCCGUGUAUUGUGAAGUGACCGGCUACUACAGGAACAAUUGCCGCAGAGUACUCAACGGUUGGUGGAUCAACCUCAUCGACAAAUACUUCCAGAACCCCUGGACGACCAUCUCCCUCUUGGCCGCCGUCGUCCUUCUCACCCUAGCCGUCCUGCAGACAGUCUACACCAUGCUAUCGUUCUACGAACAUCAAGACGAUUGACUCUCGAUACUCCCCCGUCCAUAUUUACAUUGCAUACACACAUUUUUCUGUUCAUAAUUGUGUGCAGCACUUUCAUAAUUUGAUGUCUAUAAAGGUCAUCAACGUCGACUGAUUUUCUACAGAACUAGCAUGCGAGAGCAAC